AUGAAGCUCACCUCGUCGUUUGCGACGCUCGCUAGCGUCGUUGUUAUUGCGCUCUGCGUUGGUCAGACUCAUGCUGACUCGGUCACUACGCCAUUGGGACUCACGCGUGUGGACGACAAGGGCAAACCUAUCACCCCGCUCACCUACCUCAACCUCGCGCCCGCCUCCAAGGAGCUCGCCGAUGCCGCCAAAAUGGUCACAACCCCUCCACCUAUGAUCGAAGAGCAGAGGCGCCUACUUCCCUCGGACCAUCUGGAGCCUGUUGUUGAGCAAUUCUCUAGCAAAGGUAUCACGAUCAAGAGGGAGCUUGGUGGCAGCCUGGUGCCCUCUCUGCCCAUCUUGGGCGCGCUCGACAAUGAGGGCGACCAUAGCAACCAGGUGUCACCUGCCACCGAUUCUUCCGUUGCUGGUGAAAAGCGUCUGCUUGACGCCCUCAAUUCGCUUAAGCCAGGUGAGGGAACCCAGUUCUUGCCCGAGAACCAUCAGACGCUCGGCCAGCGCACUGUGCACCCGCUCAAUCGUCGUUCUGUUGAAGAACCUAUUGACGUCAGCAUUCUUGGCAAGAAAUUGUCUAGGCCUGCCAUGCCCAAAGUCCCCGCUAGGCGAGACGAGAGCAGCGGUCUUGACCUUCUGGGUACCAAGAUUCCCCUCAACUCGCUCCCCAUCGACUCGCUCCCCUUGCCCAAACCCCCCACCAAGCGAGACGAGAGCAGCGGUCUUGACCUUCUGGGUACCAAGAUUCCCCUCAACUCGCUCCCCAUCGACUCGCUCCCCUUGCCCAAACCCCCCACCAAGCGAGACGAGAGCAGCGGUCUUGACCUUCUGGGUACCAAGAUUCCCCUCAACUCGCUCCCCAUCGACUCGCUCCCCUUGCCCAAACCCCCCACCAAGCGAGACGAGAGCAGCGGCCUUGACCUUUUCGGUACCAAGAUCCCCCUCAACUCACUCCCACUCGACUCGCUUCCCUUGCCCGGUGCUUCCAAGCGCGAUGUACAGCCAGUUGACCUUGGCCUCAAGACGGGUAACAAGGGGGAUCUCGACUCGGCUGAGGCUCUUCUCAAGGGCCUUCUCCCGAUCAAGCGAGAAGAAGAUUCCGUCCAGCCCUUCGACCUCGGUCUGAAGACUGGCAACGAGCAAGACCUGGAACGCGCCAAGAGCUUGAUCGGUGGUCUUUUGGGAGGCAGCAAGCGCGACUCUAUCUCACCUGACGGUGUCAACCUCGGCAGUGUCAAGGACCUUGGCAGCACUCUCGGCCAAGAAGCAAUGAAGAAUGGUAUUCCUCUUGCGCUCAGCCCGGUCAAGCAAGCCGCGAGCCCCGCUGUUCAAGGAAUUUCCACCGUGAACCAGGUCUGCACUUCCUUCGGCUGCGCUCAGAUCGUCAAAGGUGCCAUUGACGGCGCUACCAAGAAUCUUGGUCUUCCUGAAUUCCAACCUAUCCGACUACCAGUCCGGUCUCUUGGAGAGAAGAACCUUUUCGCCGACGGACUACUCCACAACAAUGGUCAGGUUUCGGGAAUCCCGGUCAAGCGUGCUUCUGAAGACCCUGUGGUCUCGACCAUUCUUGACACGAGUGACAAGGCACGUGAUGCACUCUUGGGCGUCAAAGAUGCAGCUGACAAUGCGGCUGGAGGAUUUGUGAAGAACAUGUACUCCAAGCCUGCAGAGGUCGAGACGAAACGUGAUCUCUCCCUGCCCCCAUUCAGCCUGCUUCCCGGUAAGGGACCUGAUACGAAGGCGGCAGCGAAGGAAUUGAUCGAGUUUUUGGACUUGCCCGUUCCUGGUCUGAAGCGCAUGGACAAGGUUCGCCGCAAGGAGUAG
Messenger RNA from Mycosarcoma maydis (corn smut), 1818 nucleotides. RefSeq lists its product as uncharacterized. Lineage: Eukaryota; Fungi; Basidiomycota; Ustilaginomycetes; Ustilaginales. The coding region runs from base 1 to 1818 and encodes 605 amino acids. The record is from RefSeq and is a predicted model, not a curated record. The transcript has a single exon.